AUGGGCAAAGUGUUUGGGAUCCUGGGGACAACGUACCAAGCAGUCCUGGCUGCACCUCAGCCUUUGCCAGGCGAGCAUGUUGAAGAGAAGCAGGAGGACAGCAACGUGAAGAGGAAGAGAGAACUUGGCAGACCCCUCGAUGCCUGGGACCACCCUCAUGGCUUGGUUGGUUUACAUAACCUUGGACAGACCUGCUGCCUUAACUCCCUGAUCCAACUAUUCAAAAUGAAUGUGGACUUCACCAAGAUACUGAAGAGGGUAUCAGUGCCCGGGGACAAGGAAGAGCAGAAGAGAAGUGUCCCAUUUCAGUUGCUCUUGCUGCUGGAGAAGAUGCAGGACAGCCGUUGGGAGGCAGUGUGUCCCCUGGAUCUGGUCUACUGCCUUCAGAAAUGCAGAGUGCCCUUUUUCAUCCAGCAUGAUGCUGCUCAGCUUUACCUGACAUUCUGGAACCUGAUUAAAGACCAGCUUACUGACCCUGACCUGGUGGACAGGCUGCAGGCCUUGUACACUAUCCGGAUGAAAGAGUCCUUGGUUUGCCUUGACUGUUCGGUGGAGAGUAGCAGAAACAGCACAAUGCUGACCCUGCCCCUUUCUCUUUUUGAUAUAGACUCAAAGCCCCUGACAACACUGGUGGGACAGGAGGCGGCCCUGGACAGUUUCUUUCAACCCAGGGAGUUAGCAGAUGAUAGCACGUGCUUCUGUGAGAAUUGUGGGAAGAACACUCGAGGGAAACAGGUCUGGAAGCUGACUCAUUUGCCCCCUACCCUGACCAUUCACCUCAAACGGUUCUCCAUCAAGAAUUCAAGGAUACAAAAGAUCUGCCACUCGUUGUGCUUCCCCGAGAGCCUGGAUUUCGAUCAGAUUCUUCCAACUGAGCAAGAUCUUGGCAAGGCUAAUGACCAGGCAGAAGUGCACUACGAGCUCUUCGCUGUGGUUGCCCACGUGGGAAGGGCUGACUUUGGUCACUACUGUGCUUAUAUCCGGAAUUCGGUGGAUGGCAAAUGGUUCUGCUUCAACGACUCCAGUGUCUGUCUGGUGUCUUGGGAGGACAUCCGUUGUACGUAUGGGAAUCCUCACUACCGCUGGAGAGAAACUGCCUAUCUCCUGGUUUAUAUGAAGAAGGAAUCCUAA
Messenger RNA from Elephantulus edwardii (Cape elephant shrew), 1131 nucleotides. It is a transcript of the gene USP18, whose product is annotated as ubiquitin specific peptidase 18. Lineage: Eukaryota; Metazoa; Chordata; Mammalia; Macroscelidea; Macroscelididae. Gene Ontology annotation, biological process: protein deubiquitination. The transcript has 10 exons. Gene Ontology annotation, cellular component: nucleus; cytosol. Gene Ontology annotation, molecular function: cysteine-type endopeptidase activity; cysteine-type deubiquitinase activity. The coding region runs from base 1 to 1131 and encodes 376 amino acids. The record is from RefSeq and is a predicted model, not a curated record.